Paramecium tetraurelia is the source of this 426-nucleotide messenger RNA. RefSeq lists its product as uncharacterized. NCBI's taxonomy places the organism in Eukaryota, Ciliophora, Oligohymenophorea, Peniculida, Parameciidae. The record is from RefSeq and is a predicted model, not a curated record. The transcript is spliced from 2 exons.
AUGUCGAGUCCACAUUUCAAAAAUCUGUAAUCUUAACUAAAAAUAUAUUUGUAUUCAAGGCAAUCCAUUCGUAGUGCAAGUUCUUGUAACUCGAAAAGAUCAAUUGAAAUAAAAGAAACGCGAAAGAAAGAAAACACUAGAAUGCAAGUUAAACUACAAUAGAUUACGUCUACAUUUGAUAAAUCCAAUUGCAAAACUAGUCCCAGGGUUGCAAAACCUAUGGCAAAAUAAACGAAUAAUUAAGAGAAGAGUUUAAAUGUUAAACCAAUUAAAAAUUAUAAAUUCUAAAAUUAGGGGUAUUAAAGGCAUAAGAGUUUGCAGCAACCUCAGAAAGAAGAAUCAAAAAUCUAAAACAUCAUUUCAUAAUAUCAAUCAGUAUUGGAUUAAAUACUUCCGCUAAUACGGUAAAAUAAAAUAAAUAAAUGA